Sphenostylis stenocarpa is the source of this 309-nucleotide messenger RNA. The record is from the annotation of a GenBank genome assembly. Lineage: Eukaryota; Viridiplantae; Streptophyta; Magnoliopsida; Fabales; Fabaceae.
AUGUAUUCAAUCAAUUCAAUUGCAACUUCGAAUAUGGAAUUCAAAGGUUACGAGGAAAUUAUUAUGAAUCCAAUUAUUUCUUCCGCUUUUGUUAUUGUUGUUGGAUUGGUCGUAGGGCUUGCUUUUAUUGGACCUGGGUUUUGUCAAGGCACUGUCGCAGGGCAAGCUGUAGAGGGGAUUGCACGACAACUAGAGGCAGAGGGAAAAAUACGGGAUACUUUAUUACUUAGUCUGGCUUUUAUGGAAGCUUUAACAAUUUAUGGGCUGGUUGUAGCAUUAGCGCUUUUAUUUGCUAAUCCUUUUGUUUAA